GCCUGUUGCUCGGUUUGUUGCCAAACUGCAAACCUCCGCCCGAGCAAUGUGUUUUUGAUGAUGCGGCAUGUUUACCUUCUCAUCUUACUGUUGCAAAGGUCCUUUGCACAGCGAGCAUAUCUGUGCGACAGGAUAAAUUCCAUCAAGAAUGGUUCGAUGAGCCAGGAGGAUGGGCUGCGGGGGGUUCAUCUCCACAUUGGCAGUGGCAUCUAUGACACGCGUUUCUUGAGGCGGGACGAAUCCAAUGGGCGGACUCGAGAUUGAUAUCCUCAAUGAGCUUGGGCUUCGUGCAGGCUUCACCUACAGCAUGGUGAUACAUGACUGGUCCAACAUCACCAGCUUCAAGAAAGCUCUUGCCGAACGGAUCAUGUUGCAAGAUAUGAUCACCUAUGCCUACUGGUUCAUCACUCCGGGCCGCAUGGGCAUCGGAGCAUAUAGCCCCUACGGCUUCCUGGAGGCGAUGCUCUUCGCUGUGGUGGUGCCGAAGGAGAAAAGCAUGUUCUCCUUCGACGAGAUUUUCUCCUUCCUCACGCCGUUCAGCCCAGCCGUGUGGUUUUGCUUUCUUGGCUUGAUGAUUGGAACAGGCUUGAUGUACCGAUUUCUGGAAACCUCCAAUGACGAGGAUUUCCCGGAAGGCAGAGGACUCUUUGACAUCCGGAAUUUCUUGGAUUCUAUCUUCAAGUCCUCGGGGCAUAUCACGGGUGCUUCGGGCUUCGCGCCCAAAACUUGGCCUGGAAAGGUUCUUCUGAUGUCUUGGACCUGGUGCAUCGUUUUGACCCUGUCAGCCUACACGGCGAACUUGGCAUCCUUCCUAGUGAUGAAAGCUGAAAAUGCUGCUGGCUUCUCAAGCUUAACGUCUGCGGUGCAGCAGAUGAAGAAGGUGUCAGUCGAACGAGGGGGACCAGUGGAAACAUGGUUCCAAAACAACUAUCCGGACUACCCGGAGCUGCAAUCCGUUCCAUUGGUGCCAGAAGAACGUGCUCUGAAACUGACGAAUCAAGAGCACGACACCGGGAUUUUCGCCAAGUUUGAGGUUGAUAUGCUGAAACAGAGGCCGAACAUAAAUCCACACUGCAAUAUGAAGACCAUUGGGGAGCCUUUGCUGAACAUCCAAGCUGGCUGGAUGGUGGGCAAUGACGUGAACGAGAACUGCACGAUCUUGGUCCGAGACGUCCUGGCAGUGUGGUUUGUCCGCAUGGAUUUGGACGGGACGCUGUCCAGGCUCACCAAGAAGUCUUUGACACCGGUUGAAUAUUGUCCAGAUGCGGUGGAGGAGGCACCGGCUGGAGCUACUCGACUGGAGUUUGAGAACAUGCUCGGCAUAUUGAGUGUCCACGGGGCCGGCGUGGUGGCUGCCCUGAUCCUCUUCUGUGCUGGCAGAGCGAAGAGGAGGAUGCCAGACAUCCUAACACCUAGGCAUCGUGGGACACCUGCAGAGAGGAGCGAGGAGGCCCUGACUGAGAUCACUUAGAGACCAAAAUCAACCCUCUAGCCUUUUGAGACGGGCUGGAAAUAUUGUCCACAACUCUUGGAUAUGCUUACUAUAUCUUGAUAUUUCAUUACCGUAUUUUAUUUAUGCUGUAUAUAAACAUGAAUAACUUAAUAGAUAUAUGGAUUAUAUGGACCAACUUGUCAUUUUGUGCAUUCGCAUGUUUCUGCUGAGUUUGAGGUUGUUUUUUCCAAUCCUUUACAAUCUGUACUUUGUCUUUGAGCAUUUUUCACAAUUCCUGGAUUCAAACAUUAAAAUCCAGGAACUUGCAAAGGCCCUGCAAGGUAAUCCGGCCGUCCCCGGAUCGAAGAAGGUACCAAAUGAUGCGGUAUGAUGCGGUAUAGAUAUAGUUACCUGCUUCGGAGCGCCGCCUUCCGCAGCGAGUUGCUGCCAUUUGCUCGUUCUGCAUUCCUUGUCGGCUAUCUCUCGCGGUCGCCUCAUCCGCGUCACUCCCUCAAUAACUUUGUUUACGCAUUUCAUAAACAUGUGUUGACAGAGCUGUCUAUGUGCUCACGGCCAUGAACAAUGAUACACUUGGCAAAGGAGAAUCUUUUUGCCAAUGGAGAACAUUUUAUAGAAAAAAGAACAUGGAGGAAAGGGGACUAUGGUCAAUAUCGCAAAAGAAGGAAUAAGAUGGUACGCUCAUACAGUGUGACAUAGAGUGUGAGGUCGAGGCCCUGACAAAAAGGAAGGAAACCAUUGGAAGGAGGACAUGUUUGCAAGGAAGAUACUUUUGUAAGGACAAGAACAAGGUGUGGAUACAGGAUGGGAUUCUAUUAGUGGAGGACAUGUUCAUGGAGGCUUUAGUGACGCAUAGAUUGCCUAUUUCCACUCAAGACGCAAUUACGCACAAGUAGCAGCACCUAACAUGUUUGCAUGGAGAAAGCAAUAUUUGAGAUCUUUGGGAGUCUUAGCAUAGAUUGGGUC
Durusdinium trenchii is the source of this 2416-nucleotide messenger RNA. The record is from the annotation of a GenBank genome assembly. NCBI's taxonomy places the organism in Eukaryota, Dinophyceae, Suessiales, Symbiodiniaceae.